AUGGCCGACAUAAUGGACGUCAUGGACCUCACCUACUGCGAAGGCGCCCGCCUCCUCCAGCAUUCCCACGCCGAUAUAGGCUCGAUUCUCCUCCAACGACCCAACGGCGGUCUGAUCUGCCAGCAUUGCUAUCUCGUCGUCGCGGACGCCAACGACGUCAAUGCCAUUACCCCAGACCAAGACUGGGCGUUGCUAGUGAGCUGCCACGUCCAGGCAUGCGGGUCAUUGCACGACAGGCGGGCCGCAUACUCGUGCUAUGCUUGUCUCGAGACGGGCAAGGCGUCCGUGGAAACGACCAUGGCGGAACUGAAGGCGCAUCUCCAGGUUUGUGAGUUGAUCAGGGAUAUCAGGCUCAGUGGGAAGUAUAGGGGACAGGUCCAGGGGUACCCGACGAUGUCUUCCCCUGUGAGCAGGGGAAGUGUUCGAGAGCCUGAAACCAAUCCGUUGUCUACAGCAGCAGACAUGGAUUCAGCAGCCUCAAGACAUCGACCUGACAGGACGAAAACAGCACAAAGCCUCAUCAGUGCUCGAGACGCGCCAUUAGACCCUUUCGCUCACGCGCAGGACGUGCCAGGCACAUCGGCUCCACAAUCGCACGUUGAGACGCCCCAGGAACACAAUCCACCGCUGCCGUCGCGACUGAAGUCGAAGGCUCCAACGAAUGCAGAGACAAUCUACAGCCCUCCGAUGGUGCGGCGACCUGAACAGCCCGUUCAAUCGCACACCACGCGUCAACGCGCACCGGACAUGUACAACAUCCCGGGCGGUUUUCCUGGUCCUAAUGCUGCGGCAGUCGACUCCCGAACAUCGUCGUUGCAUGACCACUCGUCGACGGUGCCUCGAAGAAAGGAAGUCCGAACGGAAGUGCCAGGACCCUCACAGGCUUCCUCGGCUGAGACCAAAUCGUUCCCAACAGCACCGAGCCGUGCGCCGCCCGCUCCGCCAGUAUUAUCAUCACCUGCACCACCGCCGUACCAUCAAGGCAGAGACACGCAUGGAAGCGUCCAGCAUUCUGUUCCUGUGGGUCCACAGAGUCCAUCAUCCAACACGAACACCGGGCCCGAUCCUGUCAAGAUCCAGCAGCUCGUGUCGUUUGGGAUACCCCGAAUGGACGCAGAGUAUCUGCUGAGCCGGACGGGAGGAGAUGUGAAUGCUGCGGCAGAACUCCAACUCUCAGAGAUGGGCAGUUUGAACGGUCAUGCACGCGAAACUGCUCCUCAAACUCCGCAGGGUGGUACGUUUUCAGCGCCGCUGGGUUCGAAUCCGGUGGAUAGGCGAAAUCACUGGCGGUCAAAAUAA
This is a messenger RNA of Cladophialophora yegresii CBS 114405, 1299 nucleotides long. RefSeq lists its product as uncharacterized. The record is from RefSeq and is a predicted model, not a curated record. Bases 1 to 1299 code for a protein of 432 amino acids. Lineage: Eukaryota; Fungi; Ascomycota; Eurotiomycetes; Chaetothyriales; Herpotrichiellaceae. The transcript has a single exon. Gene Ontology annotation, molecular function: protein binding.